This is a messenger RNA of Lathyrus sativus (Indian pea), 756 nucleotides long. Lineage: Eukaryota; Viridiplantae; Streptophyta; Magnoliopsida; Fabales; Fabaceae. The record is from the annotation of a GenBank genome assembly.
AUGGCGGCAACGAGUGACGAAGAAAUGGAGUCACUGCUCUCAGCUUUCAAUCAAAUCCACGAGGAUGUAAAGAGUAGCAUUUCGGAAAUCCAGUCACUGCAAUCCAAACACAGUUCAGAGUUAAAAUUGCGAGAAUCUCUCCAAAUCACAUGCAAUAACCUCAAAAAAGAAAAUGAAGAGUUGGCAAAACUGUAUUCAGAAUCGUUGAAGAAUGUGGCUGAUCAGCUUGAUUUCCGAGCAAAAUGCAUGAAUUUGAAAGAAGAGCUUGAAAGAUCGAAGAAUGAAGUUAUUGCUAAAGAAGAUGGACAUAAGAGGGCUUUAAAAUUGCUUGAGCAAGAAUAUGAUGGAAAAAUUGCUAGUUUAGAAGCUCAAGUUAAGGAAUCACUGCAUGAGAAAGCAACAUAUGAAGCAACCAUAAGCCAACUCAAUGGAGAUAUAGCAGCCCACAAAAACCAUAUGCAAGUUCUAGCAAACCGGUUGGACCAAAUCCAUUUUGAAGUGGAAUCAAAAUAUAGUUCUGAAAUUCGGGAUUUGAAAGAUUGUCUUAUGGCUGAGCAGGAAGAGAAAAAUGACUUAAACAGAAAGAUGCAAAAUUUGGAAAAAGAACUGCUGCUUUUUAAAGCAAAGAUGGUUGAUCAACAACAAGAAAUGACAUCAAAUUGGCAGGUGGAAACACUUAAGCAGAAAAUCAUGAAAUUAAGAAAGGAGAACGAGGUCCUGAAAAGAAUGUUCACUCAUACUGAAGAGGGUAAGUAA